CCCAGUCUCCACCCGGCUCCCCGCGCCCGGUGCAGGUUGCGGAGACUCCCUUCCCCGGGGGAGGGGGCUCCGCCGCCCGAGGUGACCCCUCCGCCUCCACCUCGGUGAGAGCGGGGCUGGGAGGGCGCCUGGAUCCCGAGACCCGCGCGGGUGGCCAGCUGGCAGGAGGGGACGGGGUCAAAGGUGGAAGGCUACGGGCUGGCAGGGAGAGGAGGCCUGGACCCGGGUUCGGAAAGAGGAAGGACAUCGUCUGUGCGGGACCGUGAGCAGGAUGGACACCCGGCCCGGGCGGGUGGUUGCAGCCGCAGGGAGGGCUGCUGAGAGCGGGCAGCUCAAUUUCUGGAUCCCAGGCGGGACCGAGUCAGGUCGAGCGCAGGGCUCCUGGCCAGAAGCUGGAGGGGACUUGGCCAACAAGACCAAGAAACGACUCAGCUGAGCUUUGUAGCUCUGAGACAGAAAAUGUCUGCGGAUGGUGGAGGCGUCCGUGCUACCCAGGACAAGGAGAGAGCCCAAGAGACUCCAGGUCAUGGGCAUUCUUGUCAAGAAAUGCUUUCCGAGUCAGAGGGGACAGUGCUGUUGGGAGCCGCUCAGGAGUCACCCCACAUCAAGAUGGAGCCGGAAGAGCCGCACCCUGAGGGGGCAUCACAGGAGGCCAGAGCUCAAGGAGUACGGGGCUGGGUGCCCCUAAGCCAGGGCUCUAAGGAGAAAGCGCAUUUCCUGCCUGGUGGAGCCCUCCCCUCCCCCCAGAUCCCUGUGCUCUCUCACGAGGGGAGGACCAGAGACCGGCGGAUGGCUGCGGCGCUCCUCACUGCCUGGUCCCAGAUGCCAGUGACCUUUGAGGACGUGGCUGUGUACCUCUCCCGGGAGGAGUGGGGGCGGCUGGACCACACACAGCAGAGCUUCUACAGGGAUAUCCUGCAGAAGAGGAAUGGGCUGUCCUUGGCAGGGUUUCCCUUCAGCAGGCCUUUCUGGGCCUCUCAAGUGCAGGGCAGGGGCGAGGCCUCAGGAUCCUGCCAGCAGAUGGGAGAUGAGGAGGAGGAGAAGAGAGGAGCCGUGGAGGUGGGCAAGGAGGAGCUAGCCCCGUCCCUGGGAGCCCCUGGGGAUAUGAAGUCCUUCAAAAGCAGGGUGGGGAGAGCCCAGGGGGACGCCCCACGGUGUGGGCAGCGAGCGGCCGGCGGCCAGAGCUCAGGGCCAGCCAAGGACGAUGUGCAGCCGGGUCCUGCGGUGGAGGCACAGUCGGAACCAGCCCCGCCUGACAUCGGCAUCCCGAAAGCCCAGGAGGGCCGCUUCCCAGAGCAACCCAGAGAGGGGGAGACGACCGCCCCUGAGAGCAGCGAGGAGGGCCUGGCCCCUGACGGCGACGCCGGCAAGAAGACCUACAAGUGCGAGCAGUGCGGCAAGGCCUUCAGCUGGCACUCGCACUUGGUGACGCACCGGCGCACGCACACGGGCGAGAAGCCCUACGCCUGCACGGACUGCGGCAAGCGCUUCGGCCGCAGCUCGCACCUCAUCCAGCACCAGAUCAUCCACACCGGCGAGAAGCCCUACACCUGCCCGUCCUGCUGGAAGAGCUUUAGCCACCACUCGACGCUGAUCCAGCACCAGCGCAUCCACACAGGUGAGAAGCCCUACGUGUGCGACCGCUGCGCCAAGCGCUUCACCCGCCGCUCGGACUUGGUCACCCACCAGGGCACCCACACGGGCGCCAAGCCGCACAAAUGCCCCAUCUGCGGCAAGUGCUUCACGCAGAGCUCAGCCCUGGUCACCCACCAGCGCACACACACCGGGGUCAAGCCCUACCCGUGCCCUGAGUGCGGCAAGUGCUUCAGCCAGCGCUCCAACCUCAUCGCCCACAACCGCACGCACACCGGCGAGAAGCCCUACCACUGCCUCGACUGCGGCAAGAGCUUCAGCCACAGCUCGCACCUCACUGCCCAUCAGCGCACCCACCGCGGUGUCCGGCCCUACUCCUGCCCCCUGUGCGGCAAGAGCUUCAGCCGGCGCUCCAACCUGCACCGGCACGAGAAGAUCCACACGGCGGGGCCCAAGGCCCUGGCCAUGCUGAUGCUGGGGGCAGCCGGGGCUCUGGCGGCGCCCCCUCCGGCCCCCACCUAGGAGGCUGAGAGACAGGGGCCUGCCCGGAGACAGGGAAGGAGGGGGAUUGGAGCGGCGGCAGCUGCUGCGGGGGUGUGACCUGGGAGGCCCAGGAAGGGAGUUGGGGAGGUGCUGGCAUGGGGGUGGGGCGCGGCAACACGGGAGCUCGGGUGAGGAGCAGGCAUGCUCACUGCAAAUUAAAGGCCUUGGAAUUCGUGCGACAGUCUGUAGCGCUGUCUCGUGGGGCCCUGGAGGCUGACCCCGGACUUGGCAGGGGGAAGUGGGGGCUCCGGGGUCAACGCAGUGUCUCCUCACUCAGCCAUCCCUAUGUCAUCCCUCUGGGGGCUUGGGCACCUUCCUCCCCAGCCAUCACCUGGCUUGGACCCAUUCCAGAGCCUAUAGCAAAGGCUUCUGAGCACAAAGGUUUGCAUACCUGAAGUCAGCUGGCCACUUCUGAAAUUGUGGACCCGGUGGGGUGGUCUGCUGCUGUGGUCACUUGUCCCAGGCAUUGCCCACUGAGCUCUGGACCCUCCCUGGGCUCUUCUCUUUGGGAGCCGGGAGGAGGGCCGAGCCAGCAUGGAAAUUCAUGCUCAGUGUCUCCUGCCUUCCCUGUCUCCUGUCUCAGGCACUGGUGCCUGCAUUUUGUGACUGGAUGUUUUCACCUGCGUCCCUGGGGACCCAGCUGUAAUCCAGUGAGGAUUUCUCACUUAACAGGGACCCUGCCCCUCCUGGUCCUUUCUGAGGCUGCUGCCAGCUCCCUCUCCUACUUCUCACCUCCUUGGUCUCUUUGCACAUGUCCUUUAUAAUUUGCCCUAUCCGCCCCUGCCUGGCUGUUUUACUCCUGGCCUUCUGGUUUUUUAGCUCUGAAGCUUCCCAUUCUCUACGUUUCCCCCCCUCCCCGGGGAGGGGUGAGCUCAGCUUGCUUAUUGUCCUAGGUUUGCAGCUCAGCUCUCACAAUUACAUUCAGUCUGACACCAAAUGACCUUGAGGACGUCUGCAUCAGGGAGGCUGUUGGGACCCCACCUGUCUCUGCAGAUCACAGGGCCAGCAGGGCAGUCGCAGCCCCGGUUAGCUCCCAGCCAAUAAGGGAUGAAAUGUCUUGAACAGGACAGCGGACUGAGAAUAGUAAUAAUAGCUGCCAGUGUCAGCUGCCCUGUCAGGCGUGGGGCCAAGCACCAUAUAUACGUUUCCUCAAUGCUCUACAAGUCUAAGCAGUGGGUUUCACCUCAGUUUUAUAGAGGAGGAAACAGACCAAGAAGUCCAAUAACUUGUCCAAAGUCAUUCAACCAGAGAGCUGGAAGCUGGGGCUCAGGUCCAGGGUUUUUAUUUGUUUGUUUGUUUGUUUACUUGGUUGCACUGGGUCUUAGUUGUGGCUCACUGGCUCCUUAGUUGCAGCACAUGGGCUCCUUAGUUGUGGCUGCAGGGCUUCUCAGUUGUGGCUCACUGGCUCCUUAGUUGUGGCAUGUGAACUCCCAGUUGCAGCAUGCAUGUGGGAUCUAGUUCCCUGACCAGGGAUCGAUCCUGGGACCCCUGCAUUGGGAGUACGGAGUCCUAUCCACUGUGCCACCAGGGAAGUCCCAGGAUAUUUAGGGAGUUCUAGACAAUGCUAUAAGACUAAGAAAAUAAUGAGUAUAAAUUCUGGAAAUGAAUAUAAAUUUUGUGGAAAG
Molecule: messenger RNA, 3761 nt
Organism: Mesoplodon densirostris (Blainville's beaked whale)
Lineage: Eukaryota; Metazoa; Chordata; Mammalia; Artiodactyla; Ziphiidae
Gene: ZNF205
Product: zinc finger protein 205
Exons: 7
Coding region: 460-2115 (551 amino acids)
Biological process (GO): negative regulation of transcription by RNA polymerase II
Cellular component (GO): nucleus
Molecular function (GO): RNA polymerase II cis-regulatory region sequence-specific DNA binding; DNA-binding transcription activator activity, RNA polymerase II-specific; DNA-binding transcription repressor activity, RNA polymerase II-specific
Source: RefSeq, a predicted model, not a curated record